Capsicum annuum is the source of this 3948-nucleotide messenger RNA. RefSeq names its product probable methyltransferase PMT14. Gene Ontology annotation, cellular component: endosome; trans-Golgi network; cytoplasm. The coding region runs from base 1704 to 3596 and encodes 630 amino acids. Gene Ontology annotation, molecular function: methyltransferase activity. The record is from RefSeq and is a predicted model, not a curated record. The transcript has 7 exons. NCBI's taxonomy places the organism in Eukaryota, Viridiplantae, Streptophyta, Magnoliopsida, Solanales, Solanaceae.
GGUAAUUAGCUUAAGUCUUGAUCCUUUCCUACCCCCUUUUUUGUGUUUUUGCUGCAAUGGUUGUGUUGUAGUUAGUGAUUCAAAGUUAAUUGUGAUUUCUUGUUUCAGAGAAUUCAGUUUUCUAGUCUGUUUGUUACUAGAUGCACUUUCUGUCUUUAACUUGUAACUUUGUUUGAUUUUUGUGCUUUUGCUUCAAUGGUUUUGGUUUCUGUGUAAUAGUGAUCCGAAGUUUAUGGUUUUAGUUUCUUGUUGUUUGAUGAAGUUUUGAUCUUUGCUGCGUACCCUUUUGUUUUCUUUAACUAUGUGGAUCAAUGGGUGGUGAAUUUAUUUGAAAAGGGUUCCUUUUGGUUUACUGAGAUUUUGUACUGUAAGGACUGAGGAGGGACUUUACUUCAGAUUGCUCACUUGGGAAUUAGCUAAAGUUUUGAUCUUUUUUCAUUUUCCUCAUUUUUUGUGCUUUUGCUGCAAUGGUUGUGUAGUAGUGAUUCAAAAUUAGUUGUGAUUUCUUGUUUCAGAGAAUUCAGUUUUCUUAGUCUGUUAGUUGCUAGAUGCACUUUCCGUGUUAUCUUGUAAGUUGUUAGAUUUGCUUUUUUCUCGACUUAGACUUCUUUUUGUGCUUUUGCUUCAAUGGUUUUGGUUUUUGUGUAGUACUGAUCCAAAGUUUAUUGUUUUAGUUUCUUCUUGUUUGAUGAACUUUUAAUAUUUUUUGUGUACCCUUUUGUUUUCUUUAACUUUGUGGAUCAGUUCAGUGUGAUUUUUAUUAUGAAAAGGGUUCAUUUCAGUUUCCUGAGAUAUGUAUUUGUGAUCUCUUGUUUCAGAGAAUUUUCAGUUCAUUUUGUUGAUAUGUUAGUUACUAGAUGCAUUUUCUGUCCUAUCUUGUAAGUUGUUAGAUUUACCCUUUUUCUGAUUUCUUUUUGUGCUUUGCUGCAAUGCCUUUGGUCUCUGUGUAGUACUGAUCCAAAGUUCUAUUGUUUCAGUUUCUUGCUGUUUGGUAAAGUUUUAAAUCUUUUUUGUGUACCCUUUUGGUUUCUUGAACUAUGUGGAUCAGUUUGGUGUGAUUUUUAUUAUGAAAAGGGUUUAUUUCUGUUUUCUGAGUUAUGUAUAGUGAGGAAUGAGCUUUAAUCAGCUAAAGUCUUGAUCUUUUUCAAUUUUUCCAUUUUUCUGCUUUGCUGCAAUGGUUUGGUUUUCUGUGUAGUACUGGUUUUCUGCUUUGUUGUUUGAUAAAGUUUUAGUCUUUUUUGUGUACCCUUUUGUUGAACUAUGUGGAUCAAUGGACGGUGAUUUUAUUUGAAAAGGGCUCCUUUCAGUUUCCCUAGAUAUGUAUAUAUGAUUUCUUGUUUCAGAGAAUUCUGUUCAUUUUCUUAGUCUGUUAAUUGCUGAGAUGAUUUCUUAAUGAUCACUCAACUAAUAGUUAUUGUCUCAGAAAGUCACUUUCUUUGUUGAAGAAAAUUGGAAUCAAGAAGAAAUGUGACUUUCUGAGAUAUUAACUGUAGUUGAAUGACCAUGUGAGAAAUCUAACCUGUUAAUUACUAGAUGCACUUUCUUUCUUAUCUUAUAAGUUGCUAUAUUUGCCCUUUUUCCAACAUCUUUUUAGUUUUCAACAAGUAGUCAGAACUAUGGUGAUAAUCUUUACUGAAUUCUUUGAUGAUAAGGGCAACUGUUAUAUGAAGUAAAGUGACGUUAAAGAAGAUCUGCUUCAUAGUAUGAAGACACUGAAUGGGAACUUCUGCUGCUGCCGCGAGCACAUAAUGGCGUCCAAGUAUCAUGGACCACACAACAGAACACGGCGGCCGAUCUCUAUAUUGAUUGUCAUUGGUCUUUGCUGUUUCUGUUAUCUAGUAGGAGUUUGGCAGAAAAGUGGGUCCGGAAAGGGAGAUAAAUUAGCACUACAAGUGACUGCACAAACUGCUGACUGCAAUAUCUUUCCACCAACCACUCUGGAUUUUGAGUCGCACCAUAAUUAUGUGGAAACGGUUGAAACUUCUGCAACAACUAAAAGAUUCAAAUCAUGUGAGACUAAAUACACUGACUAUACUCCUUGCCAUGAACAAGACCGAGCUAUGAAAUUCCCACGGGAAAAUAUGGUAUAUAGAGAAAGACAUUGCCCUCCUGAUGAUGAAAAGCUUCGUUGUCUGAUUCUAGCACCCAAAGGAUACACAACUCCAUUUCCAUGGCCAAAAAGCCGUGAUUAUGCGUACUACGCUAAUGUGCCGUACAAACACUUAACAGUUGAGAAGGCGGUCCAGAACUGGGUACAGUUUCAGGGAAAUGUUUUCAAAUUUCCAGGAGGAGGUACAAUGUUCCCUAGAGGAGCAGAUGCAUAUAUUGAUGAACUUGCUUCCGUGAUUCCAAUUGGAAGUGGCAUGAUAAGAACUGCUCUUGACACUGGUUGUGGGGUUGCAAGCUGGGGUGCUUACUUGCUGAAGAGAAAUAUUCAGGCGAUGUCAUUUGCACCUAAGGAUAAUCAUGAAGCACAAGUGCAAUUUGCAUUGGAGCGAGGUGUACCUGCUGUUAUUGGUGUUCUUGGUUCCAUAAGCCUUCCAUACCCUUCCAGAGCAUUCGAUAUGUCUCAUUGUUCUCGAUGUCUGAUUCCCUGGGCAUCAAACGAGGGCAUGUACAUGAUGGAAGUUGAUCGAGUUCUGAGACCCGGUGGAUACUGGAUACUUUCUGGUCCUCCACUCAACUGGAAGACCUAUCACAAAGUCUGGAACAGGACCAAGGAGAAUUGUAGAGCCGAGCAGAAAAGGAUCGAAGAGUAUGCUGAGCUUCUUUGCUGGGAGAAGAAAUACGAAAAAGGUGAUGUAGCUAUAUGGAGGAAAAACAUAAAUGGAAAAUCAUGCAGAAGAACAUCUGCUAACACAUGUCAAACAAAGGAUGCCGAUAAUGUCUGGUAUAAGAAAAUGGAGGCAUGCAUAACCCCCUACCCGGACGUCAAGAAUUCUGAUGAAGUAGCUGGAGGAGAGUUGAAGAAGUUUCCUGCUAGGCUUUUUGCAGUUCCACCACGUAUAUCCAAUGAAAUGGUUCCUGGGGUUACGGUCGAAUCUUAUCAAGAGGAUAAUAAGCUUUGGAAGAAACACGUUGCUUCUUACAAGAGGGCAGUUAGCCUACUUGGCACCACAAGAUACCACAACAUAAUGGACAUGAAUGCCGGACUUGGAGGAUUUGCAGCAGCGCUAGACUCUCCUAAACUGUGGGUGAUGAAUGUUGUGCCAACUAUUGCUGACAACACUCUUGGUGUCGUAUACGAGAGGGGGUUGAUUGGCAUAUACCAUGACUGGUGUGAAGGCUUCUCUACAUACCCGAGGACGUAUGACCUCCUUCAUGCUAAUCGCUUGUUCACUCUGUACGAGGACAAGUGUGACUUUGAAGAUAUUCUCCUUGAAAUGGACCGUGUUCUACGUCCUGAAGGGGCAGUCAUUCUUCGAGAUGGAGUUGAAGUCUUGAACAAGGUUAGGAAAAUCGCCGCAGGCCUGAGAUGGGAAACUAAAUUAAUAGAUCACGAAGAUGGACCCUUGGUGGCUGAGAAAAUUUUUAUUGCUGUCAAACAAUAUUUUGUUGAAGGUGAUGAAGACCAAAACACGCCAACCGAUGAAUGAGACCGUGCCAAUAUUCGAGUAUAUAGCAAAAACCUGAGAAUUCUGAAAUGGAAGGUAAAUUUCCAGAAAGAUAUAUGAAGGUUUUCUUCUCAAAGAUGGCAUAUAACAAAUAGUGCAAGUUCUCAUGUAGAGCAAUUUUAGUUAAUUUUUUUUCUUUGAUGUGUGAUUUUGGGGAGGGUAAUGAAAAGCCAGACCUUUGUCUCCAAAUAAUGAAGCAAAGCAAGAGUUCAUUAGUGAUAUGUAUGUGUGGAAGCAAAUUGAUAGUUGUUUCCAUUAGGUACAAAGUUGAAUUUUGCAACAUUUGUAAACCAUAUUUUUUUUAUCUUGGUAAUUUAAUUUAUUUAAACUUUCA